Struthio camelus australis is the source of this 3177-nucleotide messenger RNA. NCBI's taxonomy places the organism in Eukaryota, Metazoa, Chordata, Aves, Struthioniformes, Struthionidae. The record is from RefSeq and is a predicted model, not a curated record.
AUGGCUUUUUAUAGCUGGACUGCGUGGUGCCCGCAGGUAUCCAAGCGCUGCCAUUGGUCACACUCCGGCCGGAUCCGCGUUCUGAUUGGUGUGUUUGGACCCGUCACCAGCCUGCGGACCCGCCUGUCGACCGGCGGCGCCCAGAUUGGCGAGACCUUCCUGCCACCAAGUCUGGCUUACUGUGCAAUCCUAGAAGGGAGAUGGGAAGAAAAGAAGAAUUUAGAAAAGGUGUUUUUGUGGGGUCUAUUCUCAAAUAUCUGGUUCUGGCGAGGUGUUGCUGGAGUCCUUGCUGUUGCUACAGUUUUGAUUUUGUGUAUUCAAUUUGCAGUAAACAGUUCUUCAGAGAAAAAUUUUGCUGGCUGUCCUUCCCUGGAACUCUGUCCAGCAGAUUGGCUCUAUUUCCGAAGGAAGUGCUACUAUCUCUCAGAGAGUGAAGCCAACUGGAACUCCAGUCAGAACUUCUGCUCGUUACACAAUGCUUCCCUCCUUGUGAUUGAAAAUCGUCAGGACCUGAAUUUUGCAGUGAAGAUAACAAAGCAAGACCCGUGGAUUGGACUUUAUAAAAGUAAUGAAGAGUUCUUUUGGGUAAAUGGGAACGCAUUAGAUAAUAAACUGAUCGAAGUAAAGGGCUCUGGAAACUGUGCCUAUCUCGAUUCAAAAGGAGUCUCAGCCUCUGGAUGUUCUUUAACCAGGAAGUGGGUCUGUAGCUUGAAUACUAGCUUAGCAUGAUAAAAGUGUGUGAAGCCACCACCUCUGCCACUUGUAGCUCUGAUAGGUAAUCUACACAGGCUUUGUGUAUGCUCUAGGACCUGGGAAUGUUUCUCAGCUCCUGCCUAGAGGAGAACGUCUUUUCUGGUAGCCAGAAUUCUCUGUCCAUGGAAAACCUCUGCUUUUCCACUGUGUCAUUUACAUGAAUUGUUUCAGGGUCUUAUAAACUUCCAUGCCCCAUUUUUCUAGCUACUACAUAGCUUUUGUUUCUUUUCUCUGUAUCAUCAGUAUUUCUCCCAUUAACUCUUCCCUGGUGGGAUCCAAAGCAGCUACUCUUUCUUUUCCUUUGUGGUGUAUACUUGAAGAGAGUUGUGCUGCCUUUCCCGUAGCCAGGCUCUGUGUAUGUUGUGAAGUGGGUCUGCCUGUGUCUCUCAGAUAGUGGAUAAGCCUGGGACUAGCACUAGUAUUUUAGGACAGGAUCACUGUGAAUUUCACUUUCGCAAUUUGAUGAGGUGCAUCUUGUUAUGCAGCUGUGCAGUACAUUAAAUGUUUUGUUGCUAUUUUGCAUUAAUCUUGUUAAAUUAGCUUGGCUUGGUGUCAGUGGCAAAAUCAUAAAUAGAGAAUAAGAGAAUUAAUAGCAAAAAUAUAUUUCAUGAUUGCCUCAUGUCUUAUUGUCUUAUGCUUCUUGGAGUGUGAGGUUUGCAAGCAAAUGGAUAGUUUCUGGCUGGGCAGUCAAUUUUUUUUGUUCUAUGCACAUACCAUUUUUAAUAGCAACACCCAGUGCUUUUGAAUUGAUUUGAGCCUGAAUAGAGCUAGGGCACAGUCCUACUGAACUCUUUCCGCUCAUAUACAUUAGGUAAACUGAGGACAAAAAGUGAAAUUUGUCUAGAGAAAGCAAAACAACUUAUUUUCAUGGAAAGACUGGAAUAUUCAUGCCAUUCUAGAGAGGGAAGGAUCAGGAAUUCUCAUGUGUAAGAGGAUGAAAUCCUUUCUGCUCAGAGUAAAAUCUGAAAACACUGGACUUUGAUUUUAAGAAUCCCUGAUCGAUAUAAAAUAACCAAUAACCACUAUAGAAUCACCCCAACAGUAGAAGGUACAAAUGUAUUUUGUAUAAGAAAUAUGGAGUAACUCUUCAUCUGGCAGAAAUCGGUGUUGCUCGACUGAUUCAAGUGGAAGAAUACUACUUAACUACUUAGGAUGUGCUUCGGUGUUGUGAUUCCCUUCUGCCCAUCCCUUAAGGUGCACGUGGUUGGUGGUCUUGUCAUCUGGGAUGCUAUAGCGUGGACUACGAACUACAUGGGGCUUUUCAAAGGAGCAAGAUUUUUUGAGUAGCCACUAGAGUGCACUGUUGUUUCAGGGAAGGGAAGAUAAUCAUGUUUUCAAUAAGGUUAAAUUGCACCAUUUUUGACAGGCUAUUUGCAGUGGGGUUUUUUUGUCCUAUUUGUAAUUAUUUUUGCCUUCACUACUUUUUUGUGCAAAUUCAAUUGCUAUCUGAUUUUGUUCAUUGUAUUUGUACUGUUAUGCCUUAUUUUCUGUGGCAAUAGGACUUCAGCAUAACAAGACCAUGCAGUAUGGAUGUUGUAAUAACUUGUGUCUUCCAAAUGUUAAUUUAUAUAUGAUCACAAAUUUUGUUGUACUACACUUUAUUUUUAUUGCUUUAUUGCUUUUUUAUUGCUUUAUUUUUAUUUCUUGCGUCCUUUAUAUGGACAGUAAUAGGACUGUACAGUAUGAAUAGCCUUAAUAACCUUAUGUUAAUUUAUGCAUAGCUAGUAAUAUUCCUGUUCUGCAGACUUUUAAAAUUAAUUAGCUCUGAAGGAUAUGAUAUGUGCAAUAGUUGUGAAAAGGUACCUAAUAAAUAACAUUGUGGAGCUUCUGAAUUCCAGCAGUGCAUGUGCUAAUAUUCUGCCAGUGGAAGUAUUUUUCAGCUCGGGCAUCGUUUGAAAAAAAAAAAGAGAGAGAGAGAGAGAGAAAAAGGAAAAAAAGCCAGACUGAAGCAAAAUAACAUUUUCAGGUUUCCAGUAUGGGAAGAUCUUUGACAAGAUCUUGUUGACAAGAAACAUGACAUUUGACCUAAAACAGAAUGAAUUCCGCUUUCUAAGUAUUUAAUCUUUUUAACACUUUAAAACGUGUCAGACUUUUAACAAAAACGUUAUUUGAGUGAAGUGCUGAACUACUUACAUGGAAAUGCUGAAAUACACACAGUGCAGUACCUUUGGAGAGAAUUAUGAAAUUUUCUAUUGCUCAGCCUUCCAAAAUUAUCAGAGAAUUUGCAUUAAGGCCAUACUAGAGGUACAUUUUACAAAUUUGGUAAAAUAUGUAAGGAAUAAGGAGUAUUCACAUACCACAUUGCAUCUUAGCAUUUUUUACUGAGCUGCUUUACCGGAACGUUCUGUUAAACUAUAGAAUAACAACAUUUCUGUGCUCUCUUAUGAUUAAGGGAUUGUUUUCUAUCAGUCAUCUAUGGAUAGA